Messenger RNA from Aspergillus aculeatus ATCC 16872, 2650 nucleotides. RefSeq lists its product as uncharacterized. Bases 222 to 2471 code for a protein of 749 amino acids. Lineage: Eukaryota; Fungi; Ascomycota; Eurotiomycetes; Eurotiales; Aspergillaceae. The transcript has a single exon. The record is from RefSeq and is a predicted model, not a curated record.
GGACUUGGGAACUUUCGACCCCAUAUCACUAUCUUGCUCUACAAAGCUAAUCUCCGGCCUAUGUCAGGCCUCUUUCUCCGCUCGUCACUACAUCGUUCGAUGUGACUGUCUAUAGCCUCGCGGCCGUCUCGGUCUGAGGUCAUUGUUGCUCACCUGUUUUGUCCCGUCUUUGGCUCCUCGUAUCCAAGACCCAAGCAACCCCAAGUGAAAAGGGCAGCAUCAUGGGCAUUUCAAUGACAACAUGGCAUAUGAAGACAAUCAGGGGGUCCGGACUUCUGUCCGGCACUUACCCUCUCGCUAUACACUCCGUUUCGUCUCGACUCGUGAUAUCCUCCUCCAAGCACCGCAAGCUAUCGCGCUGCUCUCACAACCAUCGACAUGGCCCAGACUUCAACAAGAAGCACAUCUAUGAGCAUCAACACCUUUGUGAACCUCGGAUGCGAACCAAACCGACCCGUCGAGCUCGACCAGUAGAUCCUAUCGUUGAGGAUCAUCAGCCGUUGUGGAGCCAUACCUGGAGCUCAAGCCUGCCUUUUCAGAAGAUCAACGAAAAGUUCUCAAGGCAUCCAAGCUCUUAUAAAGACUUUUGGGAAAUGGAGGUGAACCGUACUCGUCGCACGAUGGACCACAUAAAGCAGGCAAUUGAAAAUGACCCUUACGGAGCUAUCUUUGGAAGGAGACUUGAGCCAUUGAAGUCUUUUGAGAGAUUCGAUAAGACGUUUACCUCCUUAUGUCGUGCGCUGUUUGGGCUCGGUGACAAAUCCGUGGACAAGGCCCAUGCGGAUAUAGCCCAUGAGACGCCGCGUACCAUGACGACCACGACAAGAUCUAAGAAGACCCCGGACACGCUCAAGAAACCCCAGUCAACCGAGUCAGGUAAGCCAAGAGGCCCAGUUGCGAUUCACACAAAGAAGAAUGUCACGAGAUACGAGUUCGACCCUAUUAGUGGUCGUAUGAUUCCUAAGAUAGCCAAGAAUCCGGAUGUUGCUGAGAAAGGUGAAGGUGGGAGAAGCCCAGUUUUUUCGGCUGCGGACACUACCUCCGCCUCGGAGACCACCGGCUAUAUGUCUCCUCUAAACCGAGAUCCAGUGGAGUCUGGCUCUCAGGAUGCUUCUAUUCAGGAAAAAUGUAAUGGUGACUUGGCGACAGACGUUGCACCAAUGACAGUCGUGAAAAAUCAAUCGCAGAAGACUCCAUCAUGCGCCGAUGAGGAAACGGCUCAGACUGAGUCUAGAGAUUAUCUCAAGUUCUUCGAGAGCUCUUCAAAUUCACCGGAAGCGACUAGUAGCGCUACGGAAAGAGCAGUACGAGAGUUAGCCCAACAGGAGAGCCUGUCCGAAUUUUCAGACAGCGACUCGGUCAAGCCAUUCUUAAGACAUGAUGCGCACCAAGGAGCCAUACAAUCGCAAUCACUUCCUGCGGAUCACAUACCUACCCUGGGAAUGGACGGUCUGGUCGCCAAUGACAAGCCCACUUCUUCGAAUUUCGCCAGACUGGACGAGGUUGGAGAGGAAUUGGCAAGAUCAAAGGAUACAAGUCGGAAACAGGAAGAAGAAGAGCUAGAUUCCUUGAGUGCAAGCGAUAUCCGUGCCUCAUAUCUGGGGAAGGAGCCAGAUCUCGAUGCUCGCGCAUCACAAGACUCGAAUGAGUCGAAUGAAAUGUUGAACGCCCAAACUAACACUACUGGCCAAGUCGAUGCAAGCAUUGACCCGGGCAUUGAAUGUUUUCAAGAGGCAACCGACCAAAGCCUUUCAUCCACAACAGAGGACUUGGCAGUCUCGGACAAGCUUCAAGAUGUGGCCUCAGAGACAACAAUUGCCUCGGAUCAACUCGCCAUGAAUGAAGUACAGAAAGCUGUGCCGUCUCCGAACUCACCCAUAACUGUUCCGCACAACCUCUCUGGUCAGGUAAAUGCCGAGACGUAUCGCGUGCUCGCAUUUGAUCCCAUCUCUAUUAGUAUCACCGAAGCAGAAACAAGCUCAUCUUUCCAUCCGACAGAUGAAAUCUCUCACCCCGCCGAGAUACUCAACCGCCUGAACAAUGCUGCAAUGUUCUUACCGUACUUUGAGAGGUUGAAUAACAAUGGGUAUGAGAUUGUCUCUGGUGGUGGGGAUGUCCUCGUCUUCAGAAAGACGCGAAAUUCGUUUGAGCAGAUCGAAGGAGCCAAUGCCGACCCUAAGAAGGGCACAACGCCGUCUUCAGCAACACUUAAUGACCAGCAGCAGCACGAGCUAAACCCUGACAUUGUUCUUCAAGGAUCACAAAGCACCACAUCCGAGACCGGGGGAAAGACCUCGCAAGGAAGUAAAUCCGCGAAAUUCCUCCGCAGAAUGCUUCUUGGUGGCGUGGCUACUGCUGGCACUUUCUACGCGCUAGGCGUUGUGACUGAAUAUUUCCGCACUGGUGGAGAGGAUGGGCGUGGAAUCGAUGCCUUUACAGCAUUCGAGUCCGAACGCCGCCGUCAGGAAUGAUUUCCUAGUUGAAUUUCUACUUGAUUCUGGAACCAGUCGGGCGGCCACAUAUGGUAUUCAGAUUGUACUUAUCUCCUCAAUGUAAAAUACAGAUUGCCUCCUGCGUCAAGCCAGCCACCAAUUCUUCCUAGUUACCCCAACAUCACGAUACGUAAUGGAUCCCUUGAACGGACACAAGC